AAGGAAGAUGAGUUCCCCCUCUUCCUCCUCCUUCCAUCUUAAAAUCAAAAUUCAAAAGAAAUGACAAACAGAAAGCAUUCAAAAUUUGUAUGCAAAAAGAUGAGAUUUUUUGCCAUUAUUCUCCUUCUGCAGCUGCAAAUUCUGCAACUUUACUUUUCCCCUGCCUUCUCUGCAUCCCUGACUGAAUCACAGGCCCUUCUCUCCUUCAAAAACUCCAUCUCCGAUGACCCUCGAUCUUCUCUAUCCUCCUGGAACGCCGACGUCGCCCCCUGUACCUGGGCUCGCGUCACAUGCGACGUCCGUGGCCAUGUCCUCGCCCUCCACCUCUCUUCUCUCGACCUUUCCGGCACCCUUUCUCCUCAUCUUGCCUCUCUUCCAUUUCUCACUAAUGUUUCCUUCCAACUCAACAAAUUCUCCGGCGGAAUCCCCCCGGAGUUUGCCUCCAUGUCUUCUCUCCGCCAUCUUAAUCUCUCUAGCAACCUCCUCAACGGCUCGAUUCCUCGCGAGUUUUCGCAGCUGAAGAAUCUACAAGUUCUCGAUGUUUAUAACAACAACAUGACCGGCGUUUUCCCCAGAGUGGUCACUGAAAUCCCCAAUCUUCGCCAUUUACACCUUGGGGGAAAUUUCUUCUCCGGUCGAAUCCCUCCGGAGAUUGGACGCUUGCAGUUCUUGGAGUUUCUGGCGAUUCAUGGCAACGACCUUGAAGGUCCGAUUCCGGCGACGAUCGGAAACUUGACGAACCUUCGACAACUCUUCAUUGGUUACUACAACACCUUCGUCGGUGGAAUACCAGCGGCGAUAGGAAACUUAUCGGAGUUAGUUCUGUUAGAUGCCGCGAGCUGUGGUUUGUCCGGAAAGUUCCCGCCGGAGCUCGGAAAGUUGCAGAAGCUCACUAAACUAUUCCUUCAAGAAAAUGCUCUGUCUGGAUCAUUAACAGACCUAGGAGGAUUGAAGAACAUACAAUCAUUGGAUAUAUCAUGCAAUAUGCUUGUUGGUGAAAUACCCAUCUCUUUUGCAGAGUUCAAGAACUUGACACUAUUGCACCUUUUCGACAAUAAGCUCUCCGGUGAGAUUCCGGGAUUCAUGGGUGACCUCCCAAACUUAGAGAUAUUGCAAUUAUGGAACAAUAAUUUCACAGGUUCGAUUCCUCGGAAUUUGGGGAAGAACAGAAUGCUUCUGAUUCUCGAUCUUGCUUUCAACCAGUUGACAGGCACAAUUCCUUCUGAAAUUUGCCAUGGGAAUCAUCUUGAAGUUUUGAUCCUUAUGGGCAAUUCCUUACAUGGUUCCAUCCCAGAAUCGUUAGGAAAUUGUCCAUCACUUAGGCGUAUACUUCUGUGGGGCAACGCUCUCAAUGGAUCAAUUCCAAAGGGGCUAUUGGGUUUGCCAAAUCUCACUCAAAUUGAUUUGCACGACAAUUUUCUCUCUGGAGAACUUCCCCUUACCGAUUCAGUCUCUGUUAACCUUCUUCAGAUUAGUUUAUCCAACAAUAUGAUAUCUGGAUCUUUGCCGCCCACCAUCGGCAACCUUCUGGCUGUCCAGAAGCUUCUUCUUGAUCGGAAUAAGUUUUCCGGUGAGAUUCCUUCGACGAUUGGGAGAUUACAGCAACUAUCUCGGAUAAAUUUCAGCCAGAAUAAAUUCUCCGGUAGAAUUGUGCCGGAGAUAAGUGAGUGCAAGCACUUGAUCUUCCUUGAUCUUAGUGGAAAUGAGCUUUCAGGUGAAAUUCCUAAUAAUAUUACCAACAUGAAAUUAUUGACAUACAUGAAUCUUUCAAGAAACCAUUUGGUUGGGUCAAUUCCUGCUUCCAUAGUUCAUAUGCAGAGCUUAACUUCCGUGGAUUUUUCAUAUAACAAUCUCUCUGGUUUGGUUUUGGGAACUGGGCAAUUUGGUUACUUCAAUUACACAUCAUUUCUUGGCAACCCUUAUCUCUGUGGAGCCUAUUUAGGGCCUUGCAAUCAUCAAGAACAUAUGAAGCUCUCCCUCUCAACUCCUCUCAGGCUCCUCCUAGUUUUUGGAUCUUUUUUCUGUUUAUUUGCCUUGACUGUUGCUUUGAUCUUCAAAGUUCGGUCAUUGAGGAGAGCAAGGGAGUUUCAAGGAUGGAGAUUAACAGCCUUCCAACGCUUGGGUUUCUCGGUUGAUGAGGUCUUGAAUUGCCUUAAGAAGGAAAAUGCUAUUGCAAAAGGAGGUUAUGGCACAGUAUAUGAAGGAGUGAUGCCUAGUGGUGAUCAGGUCACUGUGAAGAGACUUCCAAAGAUGAGCGAUGGGUGUUCUAAUGACGACGGGUUCGAUACCGAGAUACAAGCUCUUGGGAGGAUUCGACACCGUCACGUUGUUAGAUUAUUGGGUUUUUGUUCAAACCAUGACACUGGUCUUUUGGUAUAUGAGUACAUGCCUAAUGGGAACCUCUAUGAGGUUCUUCAUGGCAAGAAAGGAGGCCACUUGCUUUGGGAUACAAGGUACAAGAUAGCCAUUGGAAUUGCGAAUGGACUCUGCUACCUUCACCACCAUUGCUCACCGCCGAUCGUUCAUCGAGAUGUGAAAUCGAACAACAUUAUGCUGGACACCAAUUUUGAUCCUCAGCUUGCCAAUUCUGGGCUCGCGAAGUUCUUACAAGAUUCGGGCGCAUUGGAUCGAUCAGCUCUUGCACCAGAACAUGUCGACGAGAAGUGGGAUGUAUAUAGCUUUGGCGUCGUCCUCUUCGAACUUGUUAGCGAUAGGAAUCCAGUUGGUGAAUUAAGUGACGGUGUGGACAUAGUCGAAUGGGUUAGAAAAAUGACGAACUCAGAAGAGGAAGGAAUACAUAAAAUGGUUGAUCAAAGACUCUCUUGUGUCCCCCUCGACGAGGUGAUGCACGUUCUCAAUGUCGCCAUGCUCUGCACUGAAGAAGAAGCAGCAAAGCGCCCCACGAUGCAGGAAGUCGUGCGAAUCUUAUCGGAGCAUCAGCAACAAUGAUUCUUAAACGAGGUAGAGAUAGCUGAAUCACGAUCAUAGUGUUCAGUUGAACACGAGAAGUUACUGUUUUAGAGUUUCCUGUGCUAGAACAAAAAGCAAGCAUUAUGCAUUCAGAGGCAGCCUUGUCUCUUGAAGCAUGUGUCUGCCGGUGUGUGUCUGCUUUUUGGGGUUUUUGUUGGGAUGGGACGGGCUAUGGCAUCCUCCUACUGUGCGAUGUACUGCUAGUGGUACCAUCUCCCACUACAUAAACACACUGCUUUUUCAGUAUUGUUCACCUUCUGUACUUGUACUAAAAAACACUCAUGAAUUUGAAUGAAUUUGAGUUUUCUUAU
This is a messenger RNA of Cucurbita maxima (winter squash), 3281 nucleotides long. Its product is annotated as leucine-rich repeat receptor-like serine/threonine-protein kinase BAM1. Gene Ontology annotation, molecular function: protein kinase activity; receptor serine/threonine kinase binding; ATP binding. Gene Ontology annotation, biological process: protein phosphorylation. Lineage: Eukaryota; Viridiplantae; Streptophyta; Magnoliopsida; Cucurbitales; Cucurbitaceae. The record is from RefSeq and is a predicted model, not a curated record. The transcript is spliced from 2 exons. The coding region runs from base 61 to 2949 and encodes 962 amino acids.